AGAAAGGCGACAGAUGUUUGCGGCCACUUGUUCCACUAGAGCUAGAAAGAUGAAGCCGGCUGUGAUCUGCCUCAUACUGUUACAGCUGGUAUGCAGCUCAGGGCUCCCCCUCUUCCAGUUUGAUCUGUCCCCCCUCGCAGAGAGAGCUCUCAACACGUCCCUCACCAGGGUGAACGGCCAAUCCACUGGACUCAACCUGUUCAGAGUGACACGCAGCUCCGUUAAGAGGGUCAUUCCGGUGGCGAUGAACGUGUACGACAUAAUGCUCAACUUUGGGAUCAGGGAAACAGUGUGCCCCAAAUCCUCCGGAAGUGACCCCAACCAGUGUCCUUUCAGCCCGGGCUUCUUUGUGCCCAAGGCGACCUGUGCCAGUCGAGUGCGUCUCUCCGCCGAUGUCUCUGAGAUCCUCUCCCUCCGGUGUGGCCGCGCGGGCAGCUCCAGCUCCAGCUCCGAGUCCAGCAGCGGGGAGCUGAUGUCCAUGAGGAUGAUGGGGACGAAUGGACAACAUGGCUUCUUGGACAGAGCUCCAGCCCCUGCCGCCCCUACCUUCGCGCCUCGAAACAGCUUUGCCAGGAACGACCUGAGCAACUUCUUGGAAUGAGACCCCAGGGUGCACUGGAUAGUCCCUGGCAGAGACAGUGUUGGGUGCUCCUGCAGGAGUACUCCAGCCCUCCACUGUGAGAAAGGCUUCCUGUGCUAGCCCUGCGUCCUCUUCCACUGAACCAGAAACACUGACCUCCCUAUGGCCCUGCUCCACGUCCCUCACAUUCAAAAACCCCAACACCCCAACCAGCAACUACUCUGCACAACAUCCACACUACACACCUGGCUGAAACUCAUGCAAAAACCCCAGCAUGAGCUACUCUACACAGCAGAGAUAUGCCUUGCUGGCUUGGCACAGUGGGUAUUUGUGACACAUGAGAUGUCACCACCCUUGUGCAUUUUAAAUCCUGCAACUGAUGUCAUCUUCACUCACCCUGCUGGAUGUGCCUUCAUUGCUGUUUCAUUAACAGCCGAAACCCCAUUCGUUCUUAUGUCCAUAUGUUCACCAGGUGCUAUAAAGAGUUAAGUGUUUACACCCGCUUUGCCUUUGUUUUUGGAAUGCCCACUCAUUGCUUUGUCAGUCAGUCACAACCAAAUAAAAAGUAUCAAGGUACUUUGGCAUAA
Megalops cyprinoides (Indo-Pacific tarpon) is the source of this 1167-nucleotide messenger RNA. RefSeq names its product secreted phosphoprotein 24-like. Gene Ontology annotation, cellular component: extracellular region. Gene Ontology annotation, biological process: bone remodeling. The coding region runs from base 14 to 601 and encodes 195 amino acids. Lineage: Eukaryota; Metazoa; Chordata; Actinopteri; Elopiformes; Megalopidae. The transcript is spliced from 7 exons. The record is from RefSeq and is a predicted model, not a curated record.